UCUAUAUAAACCCUCAUUUCCUAAUUAAGUAGAGAGACAUAAAAAAGAAAAAGGCACAGUACAAAAUAUAUUUGGAAAAAAAUGUCAAAGGCAGAAGAAGUGAUAGAGGAGAGGAGAGACUACGUAGAACCAGCCCCAGUUGCUCUAAUAGACGUGGAUGAGCUAAAACGGUGGUCGUUUUACAGAGCUCUUAUAGCUGAGUUCAUAGCUACACUUCUUUUCCUUUAUGUCUCAGUAGCCACAGUCAUUGGCCACAAGAAACAAUCCAGUUCCAACGAAUGUGAUGGUGUUGGCCUUCUUGGCAUUGCUUGGGCCUUUGGGGGCAUGAUCUUUGUUCUUGUUUACUGCACUGCUGGAAUUUCUGGUGGUCAUAUCAACCCAGCCGUAACACUGGGGCUGUUCGUGGCGAGAAAGGUGUCGCUUGCGAGAGCUGUGGCGUACAUGGUUGCGCAGUCCUUGGGAGCCAUAUGCGGCGUGGGAUUAGUGAAAGGGUUCAUGAAGCACGAGUACAACACCUUCGGAGGUGGGGCCAAUACCGUUGCCAGUGGCUACUCUAAUGGGACUGCUUUGGGCGCUGAAAUACUUGGUACUUUUGUGCUUGUUUACACCGUUUUCUCAGCCACCGACCCAAAGAGAAGCGCACGUGACUCCCACGUCCCUGUUUUGGCUCCCUUACCAAUUGGGUUUGCUGUGUUUAUGGUUCACUUGGCCACCAUCCCUAUUACUGGUACUGGCAUCAACCCUGCUAGGAGCUUUGGCGCUGCAGUGAUUUUCAACAAUGAAAAAGCUUGGAAUGAUCAGUGGAUUUUCUGGGUUGGACCAUUCAUUGGAGCAUUGGCUGCAGCAUUAUAUCACCAAUAUGUGUUGAGAGCAUCAACCAUUAAAGCAUUGGGAUCGUUUCGCAGUAAACCCAGCAACUGACAUGUCUUAUAAUUAUUCUAUCAUCAUCAUAUUAUUAUUGUUUUAAUUAAUGGCCAUAUAUAUGUGUUUAGUCUAUGGUAAAUUAAUUGUAUCUGCAUAUUUUUAUUUACUUAUUAACUAUGUACUUUAUCAACGAUCGUAUUAUCUAUCAUUAUGAAUUAAUAUAUUAAUAUAUCUAUCAUCUUCAUUCA
Molecule: messenger RNA, 1112 nt
Organism: Cannabis sativa
Lineage: Eukaryota; Viridiplantae; Streptophyta; Magnoliopsida; Rosales; Cannabaceae
Product: aquaporin PIP2-7-like
Exons: 4
Coding region: 82-921 (279 amino acids)
Biological process (GO): transmembrane transport
Cellular component (GO): plasma membrane
Molecular function (GO): water channel activity
Source: RefSeq, a predicted model, not a curated record